AUGGUGGGCCUCCUCGACCUCCCGCUCGAGCUUCGAGAGCCAAUCCUCGUCGACGUCGUCCUGGACACCACUCAACAGCCGCCUGAUGACCCUGCCUCGGCCGAACGGAGCGAAGAUUACAAAGUCAUGGAAACCAGUGAUCUCAAUACCGACCCAUGGGGUCACGUCCAUUGCAAACCCCUCCAACGUCAUGCGAUGCCAUUGCUACAUGUCAAUCAACAAAUACGUGCCAAGAUCAUUGACCUGGUGCCUCGAAAACUGGCCCAAGGGGUCGACGACGCCAAGUUGGAUGUCCUCUUCGUAGAACGCACUGAUCGGCAAUUUUGGGCGACCUGGCUCUCAGCACCAUUUCCCACCAACAUUCUGAACAAUUUACACGUACAAAUUCGAGACUUUCAGAUACCCAGCUUCUUUUCUCGUUUUAUAGUGCUUCAGAACCUCAGCACCAGGGAUGAUUGCAAUCAUUGGGUAGACCCAAAAUCUGCUGAAAUGCUACUCAAGUUCCUGACCGACUUCUUACGCCCACGGACGGGAAAAACCUCAAUUCAUAAGAGUCAGAGAAUCGCAGGCGCGGAUGGAAGCCACCCAGCCAGCCGCACGAUCCAGAAUCUCGUCAUCGACGUUCCCUUCGACCCAGACCAGCAGGAUUCGCUGGAGGGACGGGUACGAUGCUUGUGGUGUACGGGUCCGGGUAACAUCUCCAACUAUCAUGCCCGUCGCAGGAUCCCGUCCGGAAAGCGCGCCGCUUUGAUCUUUGCCCAAUCUCUGCACAAGCAGCUGAUUCACAUCUUUGAGACGGCACCCACGGGCUGGUGUACCAUGAGUUUCCCUAGAAUCAUAUUCGAAGCCAUUGGUACGAUUCAUCUCAAGGUCUAUGGGAGGCCAUUCGGAAGCCUGGACUUGAGUCAAAUACUCGCGGAGCUGCCCCAUAGCGAGGAGUGGAAUGAGGACCGCAUCAGCAGGGCCGAGUUCUUUCAAUGGAAGAGAGCGGCUGAGGAAAAGCGGAAAACAGCUGGAUUCAGACUGGUCAAACCCUCAGUCCAAGAACACGAGCUCGUGGGAUCCGCAGGAAUCAUAGCCAGCAUACUGUCGGCACGAAGUGAGAGCCUUGUGCGUGAGGUGACCACAUCUUCAGAGGAUGUGGGGCCAUCUGCCAGACAACCAGCAGUGAACGAAACAGUUGCUUUCGCCGGCAGAGCUAUGUUAGUUCAAGAAGACGGCAGUGCCUUUCCCGGAAAUGCGACCUUUUACCAUGCUGCCAAUAGGUCUCAGAGGGGUACGCACCGUUGGUCAAUCGUCGUGCAGAGAGUCGACGAUUCGCGCGAGAGAUACCACCAGGGUGAUCACAUCGAGGAACCUACAGAGUACACCCAGGAACCACCUUCGGAUGGAGAGCUUGUUAUUUUCACGGGAGAAGCCAUAUUCUUUUGGGCAAACAACACAGAGACCACGAUCACUUCGGGAGAAGCCACUUUCUACGGCCCAGGGGAAGAGGGAAGCAUGGAGUAA
Diaporthe citri is the source of this 1509-nucleotide messenger RNA. RefSeq lists its product as uncharacterized. The record is from RefSeq and is a predicted model, not a curated record. The coding region runs from base 1 to 1509 and encodes 502 amino acids. Lineage: Eukaryota; Fungi; Ascomycota; Sordariomycetes; Diaporthales; Diaporthaceae. The transcript has a single exon.